This is a messenger RNA of Brettanomyces bruxellensis, 3786 nucleotides long. RefSeq lists its product as uncharacterized. Gene Ontology annotation, biological process: early endosome to late endosome transport. The record is from RefSeq and is a predicted model, not a curated record. Lineage: Eukaryota; Fungi; Ascomycota; Pichiomycetes; Pichiales; Pichiaceae. Gene Ontology annotation, molecular function: guanyl-nucleotide exchange factor activity; SNARE binding. Bases 1 to 3786 code for a protein of 1261 amino acids. The transcript has a single exon. Gene Ontology annotation, cellular component: early endosome; transport vesicle; late endosome.
AUGAGUGUUUCCAAAUCUGAUAAUGAUCAUAAGAAGGAUAAAGGCACACGUUCGAAUAUCAAAGAGACACCAUUCUUGCCGAUAUUAGGAAAUCCCUUUCUCAAUGAAUUGUUCAACAAUUCCAAUAUAGCGUCAAAUGCGGAGGUGAAGAAUAUUAUCAAUUUGCUUUGCUCCAGCCCUGAACAAUAUAUAGUUCUUGUUCCUGAAACAAAAUUCAUGCUUCUUGCAAUUGAUGACGAUUCAGGCAAAACAUAUAGGCAGUUAUGCAGUAAUGCAAACUUCUUAAAGUCGCACAUAAUUAAUGUCUCUCUUAGUGGUGGACCAAAGCACAAAACAACGAAUCCAGUCAAUGGGGAACUUCUGACACUAAAUAACAAGACAGUAUAUAUACGAAAGGGAAUAUUAAGGAACAUAAAUGGAUUUAAGCAUGACUUCACACUUAAGAUUAUUCGCCAAACAUUUUUCAGGUCGUUUGCAACAUACAUUCCUUUUGGUGCUUGCUUUCACAUCAUGUACAUUGAAGAGUCAGUUGAGGGAAAUCCACGCUAUCCAGGAAUUCAUCAUGCACGUCCAAAAAUAGUACCGGUGCAAAAAUCGAAAAGCAUUUUUCUUCUACCUUUAGACGACACAUCUAACGAACAUAGCAUUUACUCGUUUCAUGAAGUUCUUUCCCAAAUGCCGAAACUAGCUUCAACAGUGGGGAAAUUAUUUAAAGAUUUAUUUAGUUCCUUCACUGUUCGAGAAGCAUCUAGUAAUGAUGAUCUUAAUGAGUGUUUUACGAAUGUUAUGAGUAAGGGUGGCUCAAUAAUCAGCAACCUACCUGAAAGUACUCACAAUGAUAUCAAAGCAAAGUUUCCGUCAAUUUCUCUACAGCAUUCUGUAUUUGACUAUAUUGAAGAGAAUAUAUAUGAUCGAUUUUGGGCAAAAUUUCUUGAACUUAAUGAAUCAGAGAAGGAUUCAGAAAUAGAGGAUGCAUAUGAAUAUAUUGAUUCUCUUAGUAUUACCCAAUCAGGUGUUCCUGAAGAUUGGAUUUAUAAUCCCAAAAAGUUGCAAUAUCUUGAGAAACGUGUGUUAAAUGCCAUAUCUGUUUUUAAACGACUUCAGUUUGCGUGCUCCAGCUCUCAGCAAUGUGAAAUUCUAUACUCCACGUUUACUGUUUUGACAGGUAGUAAUACUAAGGAUAUAUCUGACCUGGACCUUCCUUCCAUUGAUGCUGAUACAUUAAUGUCUCUUCUUAUUGUUGUCAUUGCCCAUUCGAAGGUUAGGUUCUUGAAUAGGCGCCUCAAGUAUAUCAAGCUAUUUUGCUAUUCGGAGGAAAAUAUUGAAACAGGACCAAGAGGAUAUGCUAUAUCAUCGAUGGAGGCUGUAAUUAGUUAUUACAGUGAUUCAUUAAAUUUAAAGCGCCUCAAGGAUUAUUCACUGAAAAAUAUGAAUCUCUGGCACUUAAUCAAAGCAGUUUCGUCGGAUAAGAAUGUGGAAAACCUAGAAAGAAAUGAUCCAAGUCACGACAAAAUUCUUAUAAACAAAAUUACUAAACUUUUGGAUCCGUUCAAGUCCCCGGAGGCAGCGUAUAAAAUACCUGUUGAUUCAUUUAUCAGAAGUCGAACUCUGAAUGGAGAAUCAUGCCUGAUGCUUUCUUUACUAAGAAAUAAUUAUCUUUUGAUCAAAACGAUCUUUGAUUAUCGUUAUAUAUUCACAUUAGAUGACAUACUUGAGGAUCAGACUGUAAGCGGAACAACUCUUUUGAGUGCCGCGCUCCAAAUAGAAAAUCCAAUAUCAGGGGAAUUAUCAUUUACGAUAUUGCAAGCUCAUGAUUUUGAGAUUGAAAAAUACUGCAAUAUAAAGGACACGAAAGGAAGAAAUAUUGGUCACUUCUUAUUUCAUAAUUAUAAGUUGAUACCUAUUUUGGGACAUUAUAUCAAUUGGGAGGAUCGUGAUAAUAUUGGAAGGACGCCAUUAUUUUCUAUAGUUAGAUGUUAUGACCAUCAAAGUUACACGGAAAUGCUAAAAACAACGUUACAAAUUGUUAGAAAUUGGUAUGCUAGUCAUGAUUUGCGGUUCGACUUUAGAAAGCAUAUGGAUAAUAGGGAUAAUACACUUGUACAUAUUAUGAAGGAUGGAACAAGUUUGCAUGCCUACCUCAAAAUGUUUCCUUGCUUAGAUCUAAAUCAUUUUAAUGCGGGUAAGCAAACCCCGUUGAUGCAAUAUAUUCGCUACAGUCGUCUAUCUUGUGUUAAGCAAAUUAUAAUGGAUCCAAGGCUCGAGUUAUUAAAAACAGAUGAUAUGUAUCAGAUGAAUGCUGAAGAUUACAUCAAGGUGGAUAGAGUAGAAAACGUUGAAGAUGGAAAUGAAAAAACAAACAGGAAAAUUAUGAAUAUAUUGGAUAAUGAAAUUACCCAAAGGUUUUCUGCUACUGUGGACCAGUGUGCUUGCUCAGCAGUCAGAUUCAGAUUUGAUAAAUCCCAUGGAAUGUGCAUUUACUUUCGUUACUAUGAUAAGCGCAUUUCGAAUGAAAGGAAUGACACAUACAUUAUACAUAGUUUUAACAGUUUUGUUAAAUAUUUUCGAUUGAUGAAAAUGCUUUUCCCAGAAACUUACAUUGGUGAUAAUGACUUGUGGUUUCCAGCUUAUAUGAAAACUCAAGAUAUGGCAAACGUGAAUUAUUCCAGAAAGCUUAGGCUUAAUGUACUCAUGCUUCACGUUAACAUUCUUCUCACAUUUGUGCGCUUCAAUUCAACUCUAAGAAGUUCACCUCUUUCUACAGAAUAUUUGUCCGUUCAGAGAGCUUUGGAUGAAGUUCCUUAUCUCAGAUGUAAAACGCGUGUUCAAACGGAAGCUCUGCAAGCAUCCUUAACAUCCGAUAAUCCCAGGACAUAUAUAUUACAUCCAGAAAAUGUGGGGAACUAUAAUGCAUUUUUGAAAAUCUCCAAAGUGUCCCUGAAGAAAUUAUCUAAAAUGAUGGAUAAAUUCUACCGUUUGGUGACAUUUUCUAGUACAAAAGAAGAGGAUGUGAUAUACUUUGAGAAGAACAUUGAAUAUCUGGCAUCCAGAAGUGUUAAAAAAGAUGCUAUUACAAAAAACUUGGAUUGUAUUCCAGUUCAGCUGUUGAGUCUUUUAAGUUCUCAAAAGCAAUACAUAUCAGGAGCACAUCGAGCCGUAGAUGAUGUUCUUUUUGCCGAAUGUUGGAAACUGAUGAAGGCUUCUAUUUUGGAAAUGCUUAAACGUAUUGAUAACUUCUUGGAAACGAAGUUGCAGAACUGGUGGGGUCUUUUUGGUGAAAUAAAAGGUAUUCAGGAUGAAUUGAUAAAAAUCAUGAAUUCCGAAAAUGCAAAAAAGAGCAAUAAUAAAGAUAAUCAUCAUCAGAGGAAACUGCAGGGAACUGUUAUCGAUAAGGUCCUUCUUGAAAUUAGGAUGUUGCUUGGCAGUUUAAGCGAAAAUGCCAUUAAGGAGAUCUGGUCCAAGACAAAAUUUACGCCCGGAAUGGAUGGAAUUUUUGAAAGUGAUGGCGGAUACUUUUCGGGUCUUGUGAACAAGAGAAGAAAGGAGGAAGCAACGAUGCUAGUGGAGAAAUUUGGUAAGGUGAAGAAUAGCAUAUGCAUUAUGAAUGUCGAGUUGAAAAGGGAGUAUGAGGACCUUUGCGUUGAGCUAAAUAACUUUUAUGAAUUCAGAGGUCUUCUCACCAGAUUUGCAUUUAAACGUUACGCAAAAUCGCACAUAGAAGUGUUGAAGUUACAGAAAGAGAUGAUGCUAAACAGCUUGAACGAGACACAGAGAUGGAGUUCGUAG